AUGUCUGCCGCGCUCAAAGCUGCCAUUGCAGCUCAACGCGCGGCACUAGCAAAGGUCAAGCUUUCAGACGACGCUGCUGCUGCUGGUGCUGGUGCUGGUGCUGGUGCUGCUUCUUCUUCUUCUUCUUCUUCUUCUUACGCAGCUCAAGAGGAAGACGAGGAUGCACUGACCAAUACUCAAAGAGGUAGGAGCGAGAGGAGGAGAGAGCAGGAGGAGACGCAGCUUGCGCAGGCAUCUACGGAAUCGCUGCUACUCAAAUCCACCCAGACAGGUCGCCUGAUCCUCGCUUCGCGCGCACCGCCUCUCACCGAGUUGCCGCCAUGUGCCAUUCAGCUUUUGGACGACGAUGCACCGCAGUGGUAUAGGCAACACGCGAACACUGCAGCAAGCAGGAGGCCAUGGUACGAGCGAGCCGAUCUGGUCCAGCUGAGCUUGUCCAACAAUGUCAUCAAAUCUAUUCCAAAUGCCAUCCAAGGCUUCGCUGCACUGACCAGGCUAGACGUGAGUGGAUAAGCGGCUCGAUGGGUGAUCCAUGGCCUGCGCUAAUCACGCUUUCGCCUUUCUGCAGCUGCACAACAAUGCACUCAAAAGUGUGCCCGACGCUCUGGCUGGCCUUUGUCAGCUCACUCACCUCAACCUGCGCGGCAACAACCUGUCCAUCUUUCCCAUAUCCCUCUUGAUGCACCCCACUCUGCUAGAGUUGGACCUUUCCAGCAAUCGCAUCACCACUUUGUGGCACCAGCGAGAUCUGCAUGCAAGUGCCAAGGAGUAUGAAGAGAACAUCGCAGUCAGCGCCGAGGCUAUGGAAAGUGGCGGAAUCUGGGCUGGUCUGGGCCACUCGUCCCGCCCCAGCAAAAAAUACAAGCCGGACCCGCGGCGGCCGCUUCCUGCCUGUCGCUUCCUCAGCCUCGGCAACAAUCGCCUCACCAAUGCGUCCCUCAGAUGGUCAUUGGUCUCGCCAGAAGGAGCGGAAGCGGAAGGGGGAACGGAGCGGCAGCAGGCCAUCACCUGGCCUCCCAAUCUAACCACGCUGGACGUGUCUGACAACUUUGUCAGAGGUCCGGUACCUCUGGCCGCGCUCGGUACCUUGUCGUCUCUGCAGCACCUCGAUUUGGGCGGCAAUGGCCUAGCAUCAAACAUUUUCGAGGCAAAUGCGCCAGAGAUAGGGGGUUCGCUGUCUACUGCGGAGCCAGCCAAGUUCUUCCCAAGCUUGUCGCUUCUAUCCCUGUACAGAUGCGAGAUUGAUGAUCUGGAGCCUCUGGAAGAAGUUUGGGGCUCACCUCGCACUAUAGCCGAGGGCGAGAAGGCCUUCCCCGCUGGAGUCGGCACUCCGCAACCACGCGUCGGCAUACAGGCUCGACAGCUGGUUAGCGUCCGAUCUCGCAUUCCCGAGCGGAUACCCAAGGGUCAGCUGGCCAUCGUCUUAGAGGGCAAUCCGCUGAGGGAAGAGGCGUACAGACGGAAGAAGGCGCCUGUAUCUGGCCUACGACCAAUGGAUGCUAGACAGGGGGCAAGCGGACUUCGUUCCGUCUCGAGCGAGGUGAUGCGUUCAGCGGAGGGAGGUGCUCCGGCUCCGGCCAAAAGGCAAGAUGAGACCGAAGAGGGCGAUCGUACAGACUAUCUUGCAGAUGACAGAUUCACGAAGGUGGCCGCGGCCACCUUUGCUCCUUCAGUGGGCGAGCCAGUGCAGACUGGAUCGCGCAAUUCAGACAUGCAGUUGCCUUCCGGCGGCGGCACUCGCCGGCGAGAAGUCGACCUCGACGAGUGGGGACCGCUUGGUGGGAGCACCUCCUCGUCCGCACGCGCCAAGGUCAGGGCAAAAGUCGCAGACGCAAAGGAUACGGAGGGGCAUCCCAUCGUAGCUCGACAAACGGAGAGGGCGCCAGGGAAUCAGUCCGAGUGGGGGCCAUUGGGUGGAGCUGGUGCUACUGCAAGGUGUCAAGAUGCCGCAUCGACGGCUCACCAGCGCACAGAAGAUGGACAAGCUGCUUACAAACCUCUGCAAGCACCUUCCUACGCAGCCACGCCACCCAGCACUGCUGUGAGAGGGCCUGCAACCGAGGCGUGGGAGCAAUCGUUGAGCGAAGGCGCAAAACGCAGGCUCCGGGCUCAAGCUGCGCGUGAGGUCGCGCAAGGCGGCCAGAGCGAGAGUGCGCUACCCAACCCCCAAAUUGAUUUCUCGUCAGUUCAAGCAAGCGAUCGCACGCCGCCCAAAUCCGCUUCUGGCACCACAACCUUGGAGACGCAAGGGGCUGGGACACCCCGCAGCAGAGGCAAGAGGGGAGCUGCGCCGUGGGAAUCUAGCAUUCAACUAUAG
This is a messenger RNA of Ceraceosorus bombacis, 2317 nucleotides long. The record is from the annotation of a GenBank genome assembly. NCBI's taxonomy places the organism in Eukaryota, Fungi, Basidiomycota, Exobasidiomycetes, Ceraceosorales, Ceraceosoraceae.